Messenger RNA from Mytilus trossulus (common blue mussel), 1198 nucleotides. RefSeq names its product enoyl-[acyl-carrier-protein] reductase, mitochondrial-like. Gene Ontology annotation, molecular function: trans-2-enoyl-CoA reductase (NADPH) activity. The record is from RefSeq and is a predicted model, not a curated record. Lineage: Eukaryota; Metazoa; Mollusca; Bivalvia; Mytilida; Mytilidae. Bases 22 to 1140 code for a protein of 372 amino acids. Gene Ontology annotation, cellular component: mitochondrion. The transcript has a single exon. Gene Ontology annotation, biological process: fatty acid metabolic process.
GAUAAAAAGUGAUAUAAAAAAAUGUCAGGUCGUAUUUUUCAAAGAAUUACAAAUGUAUUAAGGAAACACCAAUUAAAGAAUUCUCUAAAUUGGAAGACAACCUCUUUACGGAAUAUUGGAACAAGUAAAGAAACUGAAGCAGUUAUGCUAAAGGACUUUGGUGAUCCAAGAAAAGUUUUAUCAUUAGAAAAAAUAUUAGUACACAAUCCCUCUGAUGAUGAAGUCUUGGUUAAAAUGUUGAUGGCACCAAUAAAUCCGUCUGAUAUUAACAUGAUUGAAGGGACAUACCAUAUCAGACCAAAACUUCCUGCUAUUGUAGGCAAUGAAGGCGUAGGAGAAGUUGUUGAAAUAGGAAAAAAGGUUAAAAACAUGAAAGCUGGUGACUGGGUGAUUCCUGCUGAAGCUGCAUGGGGCACAUGGAGACAACAUGCUGUGACGAAAGAAAAUAUGUUGCUCAAAAUUGACAAUGAUAUACCUUUAUUGAGUGCAGCAACCAUAAUGGUUAAUCCGUGCACUGCUUACCGUAUGCUCAAAGAUUAUGUGAAGCUAGAAGCUGGGGAUUUAGUUAUUCAGAAUGGAGCAAAUAGUGCUGUUGGUCAGUGUGUUAUACAGCUAGCUAAAGAAUGGGGUAUUAAAACAUUAAAUAUAAUUAGAGACAGGCCAGAUUUGGAAAGUCUAAAGAGCCAUUUGAAUCAACUUGGUGCAACUCAUGUUGUAACAGAGGAGUUUGUUCGAACACCAGAAAUGAAAGAACUUAUCAGCUCCUAUAACCAAAAGCCCAAACUUGCUUUAAAUUGUAUUGGUGGGAAAAGUGCUACUGAACUUAUAAGAUUUCUUAAAGAAAAAGGUACUAUAGUUACUUAUGGGGGAAUGUCUAAGAAACCACUGACAAUUCCAACUGGUGCAUUGAUUUUUAAAGAAGUAAAAAUAGUGGGAUAUUGGAAUACACAAUGGAACUUUGAACACAGAGACAGCGAUGAGAAGAAAGACAUGUAUAAAAACCUAUGUGAUUUAAUGAGAGAUUGUAAACUUAUACCUUCUCCUAGUGAAUUGGUACCAUUUUCAAACUUUCAAAUGGCAGUUGAUAAAUCAUUAGAAGGUUUUCAAAACCAGAAAAAAGUUCUUGUAAUGCAGGAGUGAUUAUCAUUGCUUUUUGUAAACUUUACAAUAAUAAAAACUUGCAUUCAUAAUUUCAGAA